AUGCCUGGAAGAACUCGCCCAGUCGAGAAGAUUGCCAAAGCUUCAGCCCAAUGCUCCGUAGAGAUUGCGGCAUAUGGCAAGUGUGUUGUUACGGAUUACAACUCAGUACAUAAAGAUAUGUGUGCGAAAGAAUUCAUGCGACUCAAGAAUUGCUACCUAGCGGCAUCCAAAAAGGGCUGA
This is a messenger RNA of Penicillium vulpinum, 180 nucleotides long. RefSeq lists its product as uncharacterized. Gene Ontology annotation, cellular component: mitochondrion. The transcript has 3 exons. Gene Ontology annotation, biological process: mitochondrial respiratory chain complex I assembly. NCBI's taxonomy places the organism in Eukaryota, Fungi, Ascomycota, Eurotiomycetes, Eurotiales, Aspergillaceae. The record is from RefSeq and is a predicted model, not a curated record. Bases 1 to 180 code for a protein of 59 amino acids.